This is a messenger RNA of Podarcis lilfordi (Lilford's wall lizard), 34893 nucleotides long. The record is from the annotation of a GenBank genome assembly. NCBI's taxonomy places the organism in Eukaryota, Metazoa, Chordata, Lepidosauria, Squamata, Lacertidae.
GAGCGGUUCUUUCUGACUUCCUCCCUGGGAGGCUAAAAUCGAGCUCAGAGCGAACCCGGAAACUUGGAACCUUUUGUCAGUCUAAUAAUGGGUGACUAAAAAAGCUUCUUGCAGAGACGGGGGGAAGUCUAUGAUCCCGUGCAGGUUACCGGAAGAGGUUUCUUUCCGGUCCGUCGCUGUCCUGGGAUUGCUUCCGGUGCGGUGUCCGCCCCCAGCAAUGGUGGCGGCAGCCCCAGCGACGGCGGCGCUCGGCGGCCGAAGAGGCGCGUUGUGAUCGCGGCUGCUUCUGCUUGCCCGCGAGGGAGAGCCGAGCCGGGCGAGGAAAGGACGCCGAAGACCCGCUCUUUUCGGCCGGCCGCCUAGUUUCGGUUUCCGCCGAGGCAACGAUGGCGCCGGUGCAACUGGAAAGCCACCAGCUGGUCCCGGCGGGUGGAGGGCCCACCUCGGCCCCAGCUCCGCAGCCUCCGGGAACGGCGGCGGCGGCGGCCAGCGCCGGCUUCCGACUCAGCACCCUCAUCGAUUUCCUGCUGCAUCGCACUUACGCGGAGCUCACCGUCCUGGCCGACCUGUGAGUGCCUGGGGGGGGGGGGGCUUGCCCACCUGCCUGCCUUGCCCACUUGCCUCCCCCCGCGAGACAGUUCACUCUCCGACGGACCCGUGUUAGGCGACCUUGGCUUAUGGAACGCCUCUUCCCCAUUCGCCCAGGAGGUCCUCCUCCUUUGUGGCUUGUUCUACGUGAUGGAGAAGGAGGGUGGUGGUUUGGGGAAGCCUGAUCUUCUGGUUCAGUUAGAAUCUUCAGACUCUCUUCGCACGCUGUGACUCUUAGGUGACCUGCCUAAGAGUCAUAUGUACACCCCAAAAUGUAAAGGGUGAAUAGAGUUAAACAAUCGUUCAAAAACUUGAGUGUCAUACAUACAAGUGCAUUUGUUAAAGAGCUGGAAUUGAUUCCUGGUUGAGUUUAUGUUUGCUGGCAAACCUAAUAAGGGCAUCAAGAAGAUAAGGGCUAAGUCUUAAACUAAAACUUGUGUUUGCUUGAUUGGAAAUACUGAAUAAAAAAAUUCCUUCCAGUAGCACCUUAGAGACCAACUAAGUUUGUUAUUGGUAUGAACUUUCAUGUGCAUGCACACUAGGGUGUAGGUGACAAGGGUGCUGUGCUCCCAGCUGGAUGCUGUAUUUUAGUUUGAAGGGUAGCCUCUUUUCACUGUAAGUCAUCUGGAUGGUACAGACCAUUUUGGUCCCGUGAAAGCUGUUCGUGUGUAGACUAUUGAGGGACAGAUACCGUUGGAAGCAACCUAUGUGUCUAGAUUGCAGCAAGGCCUUUGCUGUCUUUGUAUUAAACAGGUUUUUAAAAAGAAAUUGUAUUUAUACUUUUCAUGAAGUUUCUACAAUCUCCUGUCACAUAGCUGGAACUUCUGUGGUUGCUUUAUUGUGGCCUUUUAAAAUCACUUCCCGUUGUGGCUACAUCUUUGCAACAAGCUAUUCAUGGAACCAUAGAAUUGUAGAGUUGGAAGGGACCCCAAGGGUCUUCUAGUCCAACUCCCUGCAAUGCUGGAAUCUCAAAUAUUGUAAAUGAUGGACAAAGCAGCAGACCCUCUGUGUGGUCUCUGGAGUAUUUCUUGUAAGUAACAGCCCAGGUAAUGAAUAGAAGGUUGGUUGGAUGAGAUUUUUAAAUAAUAAAUAGCCUUAUUGAAGUUAAUAGCUUUAAUAUAUUCACAUCAACUACUUAUUUAGUCUCUUUCAGGAAUAUGCUCAAUUAGGUUCUUGGCUGUGAAAAUCAGGAUAAACCAAUUCCUUUUUUUACAUAUGCAUCUCCAUAUAAAUUAGACCUAUAGUCAUAUCUGCAAAUCUUUUCAAACUUAUUUGCAUUUUAGUUAAGCUGCAUUACUUUCAAUGGGGCUAAAUGGGUUCAAAAUAUGUUUACUCCACCUUAACUCGUUUGUGAUUCAUAGCACUAGCAAUAUAGGGCCCUCUACAAAAAUAUAUUUCAAUCUACUUUAAGUGUGAUAUUGUUAUCUUUUUUCUGUUAAUGCUUUUGUGGAAAUAUAACAGACCCUUUUAUUUACCUUAAGGUGGUGUGGAUAAAUGCUCCCAGAAUUUAAAAAAAAGUCAGUGUUGUAACUCAGCUUGUUUAAGCAUCACAAUAAUACAGUGCUGUUAGUAAUAGUAAAGACACAGGACAUGGAGAUCUGAAAUUGAAUGACUGCAAGUUCACGCUUUAUGAUGUCAGUCACUUGUAUUUGCACUGGUGUUGGAAAAACUUUUGGGGAAAUCAUCAUCUGUUUUCAGUUAUUUGGACACAUGAUAGACAUUUGUUUAUUAUCUGUGUGAAGAAGUUUGCAGUCACACACUGUAGGUAUCUGCCUAAGAUUUAAAUGUACACCCCAAAAUGUAAAAUGUGAAUGAGUUACAAGAUUGUUUAAAAACUUGAGAAUUGUACAAGAACUAUUGUCAGAGAGCUGAAAUUAACUCAUGCUUCCUGUUUAAUGUUUUUGUAGUAUUUGUCAAAACAUAAUAAUUUGAUCUUUUUUUUUCACCACUCCAACUCCCCUUCCCAACAGAUUACCAAGAAAAACAGAUAUGGAAAGGUGAGUAAUGACAAUUGAGGAGGAUUUGUAAUAAAUUUUAAUGAAAUUUAGGUAUUGAAUCACUGGGUCAAAUAUUUCCUUUCUUUAACUUUACCUGAGUUAAUAAUAAUAAUAAUAUAGUGUUUCAGUUUUAUUAAGUGCCUAGUUUGAAAUUCAAAACAUUUUGGGAUGGUUUACAUGUAAUGGCAACCAUGAUUUGAUGCCAGAAGAAUGAGCCUUGUGGUUUUAUUUCCCACCCCUGCCCAGCACUCUAACUGGAUGAAUUUCCUCUGUAGUACAGAUCUAAACUGCAUUCAAAUCAGAAAACCAUGGUUUGUGCUUUCCUCUAGAUCAGGAUUACUGGAUUAUGAAAUGUUGUAUGAGACUUCACACUAUUGCAGAGGAAAACUCUAUACCAGUAAAGGAUUAACAUUUGUGUAAUGUGGGUUUUCAAAAAAAAAUUCCUAUGUAACAUUAGGAUAGUUUGCACUGUAAAGUUUUCUAAUGCAAAUUAGGAGUCAGGUUUUCAAAUAGAGAACCCAUAAGUUUUAUCCACUUCAGAUAGAGUUAGCAGUUGAUAGGAGAUAUUCGACUUGUUUGAAUAUGGGUAGAAUUAUGGCCUCAUGCAGAUCCUGCUUCAGAAUUAUUUCUGAAUACUAAAUGUUGGUCAUGAUGUGAAACCGUGGGGUUGCAAACCAUGGUUUUUAUUAACUGUAUAUCAAUGAUAUAUCUGCACAGAGUAUGGUUAGGAAAAUUAAUCCACCUCUCCAGCGUCUCCUUAUAAGAUAAGAAAUAGGUAUUGCUGGUGUCCCACUAUACACAUCAGCUGAGGGCAGAACUAACUUUGCCAAACUAAACCAUAAUCUCUUGUACGUCUGACAUGUUAACCAUAGUUAAGUUUAGGUCAGCAUUGGGUCGUGCAGCUCUCUGUGCGACUUCACUUGUAUUCUUUGAGGAUUUCUUCUAAAACUGUGAGCUUUGUAAUGCAUAGAUAUUUAUCACACAGUUAAACCCUGUAGCAGUGUUCUGGCCUUUGCCUGAAGGUGUAUAGGGUUAAAUUGGGGCAGGACACAAAGUCGUCCCUCCAGAAUUUCCAGGCUGUCACUGCUGAUACUUGCCAAUGACUGUAACUCAGCUCUGAAGAGUUUUUCCUGCUUUUUUUAGUGCGGCUGCUUUAGGGAAUGUUUUAAUUAACUAGCGUGCUGUCCUUCAUUGAAAAUGAAUGCUUGCAGCAGUGCUCUGGUAAAACUGACUAGCAAGUGAGUCCAUAAAUCUCCUGCAUGUACUAUUUUAUUUGAGAAAAUUAGUUAAUUGGCCUCCAGUUGUUGUUGUUGUUGUUGUUGUUUUUAAAGCUUGGCAAUCUAUAAUCAAUAAAAUUAGAUAGCUCAGACAUUACAAAAGCAGUGUCAACAAAAUGGAAGGCAACUGCACACAAUUAAACUACUUAAAGGACAAUAGAAAAGAGGGGGAAAUAAUUUAUUUUCUACUAAAAUACCAAUAUUGAAGUGGUCUGGGAGACCUCUUAAGAAGCUGGUUUGAGAGCCUUGCUGUAAGCCCCAUGCAUGAGAAGGAGCAAGAAUAGUGGUUGUUGCAUAGGACACUGUCCAGAGGGGCAGACAAAGCAAGGACACAUGGAGGACUCUUGGAGGAUCAGGCCACCAAUAACUGUUAGUCAUUAUGGCUAUAUAGUAAUCCUGCUUGUGGGCUUCCCAUAGGCCUCUGGUUGGUUGCUGUGAAUGGCAGGCUGAAUCUGAUAGGCCGUUGGUCUCAACAGGGCUCUUAUGUUCGCAAGUUUAAUCAUGAGAUUGACAUGUUUCUUGCAGCCAAAACCUCCGUUGUUGUUUUUUUGACAUAAUAAAUAAUGACCUUUCCUGAAAUUCUACAAAUCAAAGUCAGCAGAAAGCCAGCAGUUUAAAUGUCAUGUUUUCCACAUAUAAGACAUAAAACUUAGAAAGCAGACUAUUAAUAUUUAAAACUUGCAGUGUCAUGUUGUGCAUUUAUAUUGAACAAUAAGUGGGCUAAAACUAAAAAAUAUAUACUAGUAAUAUGUAGCAUCUGUACGCAACUAACUAUGGGGCUAGUGCCAAUAACUAGCCCCAUAUGAUGGCUUUAUUACUGGGCGUGUAAUACCCAGUUGGAUCGCAUGCAAAACAGAUAAUUGCUUUGGAACUAGUUUGAUAAUCUAUGAGAGUUCCUUCAACAAAGUUGAGCAUAUAUACAUGAGACGGUCAAGUUUCAUGUAUACUACCAGCAGUGAGCAAGGGAAACAGGGCAUGUUGGGGGCAGUAGAAUCAUAAAUGCCCUUGUUCCCUUGAAACCCCCUUUCCCCCCUAAAUAGAAUGGAGCCCUAGCUAUGCCAGCAUUGGCAUAAUGAAGUGCAGUGUGCUGCAUUGUGAGGUGGGAGCAGGGGGAAGUAAAGCCCCUCCCCCCAAAAAAAGGAAAGGAAAGGAAAGGAAAGGAAAGGAAGAAAAUUGUAGAGCACCAGCACAGAAGUACAAUAAAUCAAUCAAUUAAAAAAUUGGAAGCGGUAAUAAAGUAAAGUAAAGGGGUUGUGUUCAUGUGAGAGUGUGUAUAAGAGUGUGCAGGCAGCCCCUAGAGGGUUCACCGAGAGUGAAUGCAGACUUUUGGCCAAAAAGAGUUAUCUAAUGUGUCCGAUUGCAAUGCUAGUCUAGUAUCUCAUUCUGCAUCUGGAAUAAUUAUUGGCAUAUCUGAUUCCCCCUUUCAUGUGCUGCUUUUUUCAAAAUAAUUGAACUACAGAUUUUCUAAUGCAAUUUGCUUCUUUACAGAAAAAUAGAAAUAGUGCAGUUUGCAAGUCGCACACGGCAGCUGUUUGUCCGAUUGUUAGCCUUGGUAAAGUGGGCAAAUAACGCUGGAAAGGUGGAAAAAUGUGCGGUAAGUUUGAUACUAUUCAUUAGCUCUCAGCUGAAAUUUACAGAGGCAAGGGAUGGCUUCUGUACUUCACCCAGCUGAGAAAAUUGAGAAAAUGGGUCAUUCAUUCAUUCAGCCUUUAUUGGCAUAAUUUAGACAAUAAGAUCAUAAAAGCGGAGGAGGAACCAUCCAUAAAGCAUUGAGGGAAUAGUUACUGACAUUCCACAUGUUCAAAUAUAGUGGUCAUAAAUUUCAAAAUUAUUUUUGGUAAAAAAGUUAUGAUUUCAUUUUUUUUAAGAUGCAGUGAAUGAUUGUCUCUUGGAAAACUUGCCUACAGCUGGGUGGACUAGAAACAUCUGAAAAAUAGCCUGUUCGUGGUUUUAUUCCUGAUCUUUGAUAUAGCAAAAUCUUCUGUUUUCAGAAUGUAGUUCUGCAGUUAGUUACAAACUAAUGUAGAAUAACAAAUGACAGCUAAACAAAAUUCUGUAUCAUGAUGUAGAUUUAUAUUAAAUGUUGACAUGCCCCCAUUAUUGGGAAAUGUUUCAGUAUGGUGCAUGUAAUACUAUUGGCAUCAUAUUUGCAGAAAUUGUUCCUGUCCAAGAUCCUUGCUUAAUUUUAUGUACCUUUAAGGUGUUACUGUAACAAUAAAGAGAAAUAAGUCAUUUAAAGUGAAUACAUGCUCCUAAGUGAUGUUUGGAGCUUUGCCAUGAUUUCUUAGGCUUUUCUAGUUUUAGGUUAGCAGUUUAUAUAUUGUGCAAAGAUUUUGGCCUGGUCAGGCUUUUCUUCCUGACCUCAGCUUCUCUCUAGCCUUCUGCCUGGUUUCAUACUCUGCCCCCACCCCUAUUUCUUCUCCCAACACCUUGCCCAGCUGAGCUGUCACUGGCUCUUAGUAAUCAGAAAGCACUUCAUGUAGGUAAACUGAAUUUUUGCCAGUAGUUAGUCUGUUUCCUUUGGACACAGGUCAGGGUGGUCCCAGUGUUACAUUUCUUGUCAUUCUGACUGUCUUGAACAGUGGGCUUGUUAUCUUUCCCACUGUAUGACACUGCUGUAUGUAUUUCUUGGAUAAAUCAGUCUACAGUGGUACCUCCGAUUGCGCAUAGGAUCCGUUCUGGAGCUCCGGUUGGAUCCCGAGGAAUUUGCAACUGGAGGUGCCGCUUCUGCGCAUACGUGCAGUGCGGUAGAGCACUUCUGCGCUUGGCGCGUAGAGCGCUUUUGCGUGUGCGCCUGCAACGAAACUCUAAAAAAUACUUCCGGCUUUGGCACGUUCACAUCCUGAAGGAUACGCACCAGAGGUGUGCGUAUCCACAGGUACCACUGUAUAUGUAUAAGGGUGUUCUUUAGGCCAUAUAACAAGAGCACCACACACACGCUCUUUUUUCCUUUUUGGUCUUCUCUUCCCUUGGUUUUCUUUUAGGGCUACUUCCAGAGCUAUAAUUUCCAAAUUGCCUCUUAAAGGCAUGCUCUUGUCCUCCUGGCAGCUUUAGGUCUUUGAAAGGGUCUAUAGUAUGAUAAUAUAUUUUUGAAAAGUUUACUUUACCUUUUAUUAUUUAUUUAUUAUAUUUGUUUACUGCCCUUCAUCUGAAGAUCACAGGGCAGUUUACAUCACAAUUUAUUUCACAGAUCAGCUGCAAUGUUUAUUCCACCAAAGACUUUGACAUUUUGAACAGGAGGUAUAUAGUUGGCUUUUAUGGAGGAGUUUAGAUGUGGGUAAAUAAUUUUAAAUUAAUUUAUAUUUAUAUUAUAUUAUAUAUAUUACAGAUGAUAUCAAGCUUUCUUGAUCAACAAGCUAUUCUGUUCGUGGACACUGCUGAUCGUUUAGCAUCACUAGCCAGAGAUGCUUUGGUCCAUGCUCGUCUGCCCAGCUUUGCUAUUCCAUAUGCUAUUGAUGUACUGACAACUGGGUCAUAUCCACGGCUACCAACAUGUAUACGGGUAAAUUGCUGUAUAAUGUAAAAACAACAAAAGACUUAGACCUCUGUCCCAGUUUGCUUUCAGCAGGAGCUUUUUCCUCGCAGCCUUGUUGCAUUGGAUAAAAGGCUUAUGUCUGAGAUAACUGAUGCCAAAUACUUCUCACUGGCCUAAGACACCUUAGUUGGCUGAAUCAUCACCAAAUAAGAUUCUUUUAAUCACUGGUAUAUUUAAAAAAAAACUUUUUAUUUUGAACAUUUUAGAGUCAUGAUUAAAAAAUAUGGCCCUUGCCCUACUGCUCACUGUUUAAAGGCUAAAAUUAGCAGGUUUCUUUGGUACAGAUAGAUAUAUUUAAGACAUUGUUUGUUUGUUUGUUUGUUUGGCUUAUCCCUGUAAACAGGGCUUGGUUCCAAGUAAAUAAGCAAGGGCCACCAGGUUUCCAUGAUGUGGUUUAUUUCAUGUUUCCUUUUCUGGGUUUUGAUUUGCUGUGUUAACUUACCCAUUAUGAGAACCCUACACCCAUUAUGAGAGCCUUCUUUCCCCCUCUAUCUAGUCCUUUUCUGUCAAAGGCUCAAGUCAUUUCCACUAUUGUUUAUUUUAACAACAGCAAAGGCCAAACUAUCUUGUGUGUUGCGUUGUGAAGGCCACAAAAUUUGUACCUUCACUUAUAAAAGCGGAUGAUAUUUUGUGAGACUCAACUUUUAAAAGAAAAAAGUAAAAAAAAAAUCCAUGAAACCGUAGUAAGUCCUUUGCAUGAGCCCAGGCCGUUGUGGAUCUAUAACAUGGAUGAUGAGGUUUGUCCUUGCAGUUUAUUCAUGUUUACAAAAUGGUUAAAUGAAUUCGGGAUAACUUAAAUUAGUAUGUAAAAAUGCACAUUUGUAACUUUACAGGACAAAAUAAUUCCUCCUGAUCCAAUAACAAAAGUUGAGAAACAAACAACGCUCCAUCAGUUAAACCAGAUUCUUCGCCACCGACUGGUGACAACAGAUCUUCCUCCACAGCUGGCAAAUCUUACAGUUGGUAAGCCAUUGCACUGAUCCCUUCACUCCUUUAGUUCAUAGAAUCAUAGAAUUUUAGAGUUGGAAGGGACCCAAGGGUCAUCUAGUCCAACCCCCUACAAUGCAGGAAUCUCAGCUAAAGGAUCCAUGACAGAUGGAUUACUCUCAGCUAAUUAAAAUGUGUAAUAAAGAUUUAUUGAGAGUAACUUAAAAGGAAUGUCUGAAACUCAAAACUACCAGAAAGAGGAGUCAUUAUUGCUAGAGGAAAGGGAAUCUUUUCCAUAUCCCCCCCCCCUUGUUGUUUUUUAAAACAAACAAACUGGAGUUUUAUUUUGCUUAUGCUUUGUUUCGCACUAUGUAUGGUUUCUGUUUCUAGCUAAUGGUCGUGUGAAGUUUCGUGUUGAGGGUGAAUUUGAGGCUACUUUGACAGUGAUGGGAGAUGAUCCUGAUGUCCCAUGGCGUCUUCUCAAACUGGAAAUUCUGGUUGAAGAUAAAGAGACUGGAGGUAAUGCCCAUAGGCAUUAUGAUAGAUCUAAUGCUUAUGACUUGGGGCACUCAUCUAAACUGAUACACUCCAUUAACCUCUUCUAUUAAAGUAAAUUGAGCUGUUUUCAACCAUGCCAUCUUAAAUGUUGAUGGUGUCUGCUCUUCAGCAUGUUACUCUGUAUCCCCAGCUGCGUGUUCUCAAAGGGAACAUUGCAUCAGAAGCCACUCUCCAAGCAUUAAUACUUUAUACUUUCCACUAUUGUUUGAGGCUUUUAAUAAACCUUUUAAGUAGUGUUACAUCAUCUUAAAGAUUCAUAAAAAACACAAAAGAUUCAUUUUCUUUUCUUUUAAUGGAAGAUGGUCGAGCUUUAGUUCACAGUAUGCAGAUCAGCUUCAUCCAUCAGUUGGUCCAGUCCCGGCUCUUUGCUGAUGAGAAACCUCUGCAGGACAUGUACAACUGCCUACGUAUCCUUUUCAAUGACUUUUUGUGAACCCAUAGAACUAGCUCCCAAUCUGAGAUGUGAAAUGCAGGGUAAGUAUAUUUUUAGAUGGUAAGGAUUGUUUGGGUAGUUGACUCAGUAGAUUGUAGAUAUACUUAUGUGUUGGAAAAACACCCUGGGGGUGCCUGCAAGCCCCCGGAACUCUGAACAUCCUCCGUUAUGUGCAGCUCUCGAAAAGGCAUCUCCCUUCUCUUCCAGUGUGCUUCUAGCAACAUACAUCAUAAUGAUAUAUGCACACUAAGCUUCUGGCAUAACACAGCAAGAAGCGUUAGACAUAGGAGCUAAUCUACUAUUUAUUUACACACUAUGUACAGACAAAAGCAUAAUGGCUUCUGUUCUCUCCAGCUCCAAGAGAACAAAACAGGAAAAAAAAUGAAAGCGAAAGUACAGUGUAAUAGUACCCGCAGUGGAAGAGAUAAGACUUGUCUUCCUUUCCCAGACUCAUCCAAGACAGGCAUGUGAUUUACAACAAUCUCAUCUGCAGCAUCGGAGGAGUGAAAUUGCUAACAUGAAGCUGCAGCUGUUCCUUAGGCCCUGAUCUGCUACUGCUUGUUAGUCUCUUUCUCCCUCUUUUUCCUCACACAGAAGGAUCUGGAACACCUUCAGUUAGAGCAGGGCCAUAAAUGAGUUACAAAACACAAUGACAGCUGCACAUGUUGGUAGUAUUCCUAUUGCAUUUCAAAGUAUUCUUUAGUAAAGGAUUUUUAAAAACCCUUUUCUUUUGAUGAAGAUGACUUUGCAUGAUUUUUCCUCCCAAGCAGUUUUUAUUAAGGAAUAUGAUUUCUUCCACUUCAUUGGGAAGAAUUGUUUGAAGUGCCUUUGGAAUCAUACCAAUUUGUGCUGCCUGGUUUUGCUGCUUGGUGUCCUUUUCUAUGUAGCAGAUUCUGUGUUUUUUGGAUCUAAACCCAAUCAAAAUGCUUUUUCUUCACCUGGGUGCUAGAAUCCUUCUAUCUGCCAAUGCUGAGAACACUGAUGGUGCCUUCUGACUUGAUAGUGGGAAAGGGAAGCAAACAUUAGUCCGUUUCUUUCCUUAGUCCUGGGGAACAGGGGAAGUAGGGUGGAAGGGAAGAGUGAGCACUAUCCUUUCUCCCUGCUCGAACUUUGAGAUUUUGGUUGUAUUCUGUACUAAAUACAAGAGAUUAUUACUUGGUGUUCCUGGUAACCUGAGUAGCUAUUGAGCUGGGGUAGGGAGGUUGGCAUUGGGUGUCCUCAGUAUGGUGUAAUGAUCACUGUAAGCUUAAAGGUAAAUGGACCCCUGACCAUUAGGUCCAGUCGUGGAUGACUCUGGGGUUGCGGCGCUCAUCUCGCUCUAUAGGUCGAGGGAGCUGGCGUUUGUCCGCAGACAGCUUCCAGGUCAUGUGGCCAGCAUGCCUAAGUCACUUCUGGCGAACCAGAGCAGCGCACAGAAACGCCGUUUACCUUCCCACCGGAGCAGUACCUAUUUAUCUACUUGCACUUUGAUGUGCUUUUGAACUGCUAGGUUGGCAGGAGCAGGGACUGAGCAACAGGAGCUCACCCCAUCAUGGGAAUUCGAACUGCCGACCUUCUGAUCGGCAAGCCCUAGGCUCUGUGGUUUAACCCACAGUGCCACCUGCACUUAUUAACAACAUAAAAGGCUAGGCUAGGGAGAAAUCUUCAACUUAUGGAAACCACAUGUGCCAAACACAGUUGGGAAAGCAUACAUAUAACUGUCACAUGAAUAAUGUGUUAAUACUUUUUAGAUAUGUUUGGGAGGUAAAGUAAGUAAUUUGGAAAAGAAGGCCUAGAUUGAACACAUUUAUUCUAAGUAUAGCAUCUCAUCUUAAUAUGUAAGUUGCUUGGUGUGGAUGGAACAUACAUAUUACAGAAUGACAGCAUUUUGUCAUUGAACCCAAGACACCAUACAUAUAGUUCCCAAGUAAUCACUAUCCAGGCACUAACCAGAGCUGCUUAGCUUUAGCAUGCUGGUGGCCUACAGACCUAAACCCUUGGAUAUUCUACAGUAGAUCCUGUUUGAUUAUAUGGGGGGGGGGGAGGGCUUGGAGGGAGAGAGAUUCCACACAAGAAACCGUUCCCUGGUGUGACUGUCAAGAAUUGCUUUAAAAUCUGCUUAACAAGACCAGUGUUGACUUACCAUGUAUAUGAGUGUGUACAAAGGCCAGCAAGUCUUUGGUUUAGUGUAAGUUGAGAACUAUCAAAAGUUCCUCCAAUAUUUUACUGCAUUUACUUAACCUGAAUUCUUUAGACUCCUUCUGCUUGUCACUGCAGUUGGAAGUUUUGCAUUCACAGACUUUAAUGCUGGUUCGAGAGCGCUGGGGUGAUCUUGUGCAAGUGGAAAGAUACCAUGCGGGCAAAUGCCUCUCUCUUUCUGUCUGGAAGUAAGUGAAAAAAUUCAUGAGAUCUGUAAAUGUUCGAUUGAAAUAUUAAAUCUCAAGUAAAGCUUGGAAACUUCUAUACAGUACUAGCAUAUUUAGAUGCCAUAUUAUAUUAAUUGCCUUUUACUGAAGCAUAGGAAUUGCUGAUCUUUUGGGUUUAGAGGGGUUAUAUUAGUGUCAGACAAAUAAUGCAUAAUUGGUUUUUGGAAUAUAGACAUUUAUGAUGAUCAUUUCUGGCCUUUGAUAAGGCUAUUGGUCCAAUAAUGUUAUUAAUUAUCAUAACAUAUGUUGCAGCCAAAAUAUUUGCAGUUAAGAUUAACGUCUUGUUUAUAUUUAAUGGUACCUUAAAACAACGCGUUUAGGCUGUUUUUUGCAUGCUCACUCAGUCAAGUUUUGCUUUAUAGAUAAAGCCAUCGCAGUAUUUCAAGCACUAUCCAUCUGAAACACAUAGUCAAAACAGUAAAUAUUCCCAGGAUGUAUUCCAAAUUAAAUAAAAAAAAUUGCACAAGGAUGAAACACAGAUAAAACAUAGCAUUAACGUAGUCUCAACAAAAGUUAAGAGGCAUGGGAAAAUAAUAAGGGGUUGUGCUGGAAGUCAGAGUUGGCAUCAGCUGAGCCUCCCCAAAUAACAUUUUCAGGUGCAGCAGAAGAAAGAAGUAGACAAUGGUGAUUGUCUAGAUUGAGAUGGCAUCUUAAGUUAGGCUUUAUAUUGGAUCCCACAUGAAAAACAAAGCUUUCAAGAAUUUGAAGCAGCAAAUUGUAGUGAUUCAUAGGCUGCUAUAGGUGAUGGUUGUGUAUCUGUGAGAGGAGUUUGAUAGUGGUUCUUUAGAGACUUGAUACAGGAAUAGGGCGCUAAACUUCUUGGCACAACACAAUUGUAUGGUAUUGUUUCAUGGUAUGAAACUGUAAAUAUUAUUCAUGUGUUUCAGUAUUCUACAGAGGGAGUCUUUCGGCUUCUUUAUCAGCUAACACAACAUUUCUGUAUUAAGCCAACAGGUGGUUGGGAGAAAAACAGGAACUGCAUCUCUUCAUAAGGUCACCAUUAAGAUAGAUGAGAAUGAUGUAUCAAAACCUUUGCAAAUUUCCCAUGAACCUCCCCUUCCAGCCUGUGAUUCCAAACUAAUUGAAAGGGCUAUGAAGGUAAAUAUUGCCAGGUGAAGUUGGCAUAUAAUUUUAAUCGAUCAUUGUUUUUAAAAUAAAUCUCUCUUAAGCAAUGUAUUGUGUUUGGGUUAUAUCCCAGUCAUUUGAUGUCAUAAUGAUAUGUGAUUGACAGGUGGGUGGGUCAUCCACCUGUCAAAAAUUGGCCCCCAGCCCCAUUUCUGACUUGGGUCCAUCCCAUGGAGUCCAAACAGUGCUUAAACAUUCCUUUUACAAUCUUGCCGCCACCUCCUAAGUGACUGAAACCCAAAAGGUAUGUUGGGUGGGAGGCAUAUGUUACAAAUCAAUUGUCUGAAUCCAGGAAGGCUAACUUGAGACAAAGGCCAGAGUACCUUUCUUCUUUAAAAAAACCCAAAAAAAAAACCCCCCACCUACCGCAAGUUAGAUGAGCUUUGGGCCAUUGCUGUGAGCAGUGAAGAUUGUGGACUCUCUGAGGGGAUCACAGAGAGGAGCAGGAGGAGGGGUUUGCAUGCAAAUUGCCACUUGGCUGGACUGCACAUGAAUCAACUUAGCACUUUCCCCAUCUCAGCCCAUUUUUUUCAAAACCUGAUUGCAGUAAAGAUUGCAGUCGUUUGGUAAGCCUGUGGGUAGUUAAGUAAAUUAUAAAUAGCUGAUCAGUUUUGAAGAGCCUUAUUACUUUGAUCUUUGUCGUGUUGGAAACUGGGGGAUGGCAGGCUAGGGUUCCAAAUCACAAAGUUCAUUUCCUGUUUGGAGUUUCAGAAAAGGACUCUAGUUGUCUGUGAUGGAAAGGCAUUGUUGCUUCACUAACCAGGCUGCAGAGAUACUUCCUUCAUGUGGUCUUGUUGUAUAGAAAUCAACAUGCUGGAUUUAAGAAUAACUUUCUAAAGUCUAACCCUUUUUAAAGUUCUUAAAUCCAACAUGCUGCUGAUUUUUGUGAAACAAGGCCAGUAUGGGAAGUUUGCCUGAGCAGCUCAAAACACAUAGUUUUUAACUGUGAACCUUUUUAUAGUACAUAUAAAAUACAGAAUAACUGCUUUUUCUUUCUUUUUUUAUAUAGAUAGACCACCUAUCAGUAGAGAAGCUUCUGAUAGACAGUGUCCACGCAAGAGCUCAUCAGAAACUCCAGGAAUUGAAAGCCAUUCUUAAGAAUUAUAAUGUCAAUGACAAUUGUAAGUGAUGGUAUCUGAACUACAUUGAAUUGGGUGGGGGAGGGAGGGGAUGUUGUUCUACAUUUUUAUGUGCCCUUUAUUAACUUUCUUCAAAACCAGAAAUUCCUCUGCUAGCCUGCCUCUGCCUAACCUAACCAAAGUUGUUUAAUGCACUUUGAACUGAAUGCUUCCUUUGGUCCUUCAUUGCCUUGAGCAUCCCCUAGGAGAGUGACAAAACUUGAGAAAGAAAUGAAUGGCAAACAUUUUCUUAUUUCUGUGAGGCAACUAUAAUGAUAUGUAUAACUAGUGCUUUCCUUUGGAAUUGAUUUUGUCGCUUUUUAAGCUCUACUUAAAUGAUCAGUGAGGAUGGGGUUUGGAAAUUUUCGUAUUUCAUUUGACUUGCAUUUUAGCUUCUUAAACACAACUUGCCUGUGCCUGAUAUUGAAAAACUCUUCCUGUCUCAUUGUCUGCCCUGUUCAGAAGGGUUCUUGACCUUCAUGAAAGGUUUUUCAGGGGGCUUGGGUAGGUAUAGGUAAGAGGGGGUGAGAAAGUCUUUUUCAACCAACUGUCUUCCAUGAAUGCUUUUUUAGAUUGCAGGUCAUAGGAGACACAUAGGGGGGAUUCCCCUUCAUACUUUGAUAUAGCAAACUCUCUCCUUCCAAUCCCUCACCCAGGUCCUGAAAUCUCAAAAUGAGAGCUGCAUAAUUGUGAUUUUGGGGUUGGUGGGAAUGGGUGUAUGGUGCCUUAUAUGGGAAAAAGCAGCUGGCUUUUUGUUAUCUUUGAAAUUUAUUAAUUAGUGUACAUUCAAGUUAGUGAACAAGGGUAUUAUAUAUCCAAACAAGCUGCCAAGGAAAAGGGCAAAGUUAGCAAGAAUAGCAUACCUUUAAACAAAUGGUCAUUUUUUUGUGCUCACCAUAAUCUUAAUUGAAUAAAAUAGCUUUGAUUCAAAAGUACUUUAUUUAUGAUGGGGCUGUGAAGGCUUUUUUAGUUCCGUUUUAUUACUCUGAAGUCUCUACAUUGCUUAAUCAAGUAAAACUUUGUACCUUGAUUUAUGAAUUCUUGAUUCUUUAAUUUUAGCUUUUAUAGAAACGGCUCUCCCCACACUUGUCAUCCCUAUUCUGGAGCCAUGUGGUCGAUCCGAAUGUCUACACAUUUUUGUAGACCUUCAUUCUGGAAUGUUUCAACUAAUGCUUUAUGGGAUUGGUAUGUAAAUAAAACUUUCAGGUGCUUCCUUCUAAUACCUUCCUUAGUAGAAUUCAACACUCUAUUUUUGGCCUUGAUGCAAAAAAUGAAAAUUGAAUCUUCUGGUUGGCUGGCUGGUUGGUAAGGAUGCAGGAGUAGAGGUGAAUAUAGAUUAACAUUGUAUUCAGUGAAUUAACAUGCAGCUUACUUAAAGCACAGUGCAGUGUGAUGUUUUAAGCUGCCCAACAAAGGAAGUAGUUAUGGCUAGCAGCUUAACUGAAGCUGAAAAGAGUAUGGUGAAUUUGUAGAAUGUAUUUUGCAAGUGACCUGAUUUCAGUGAGCUGAGAAAUGCAUAAGCCUUUUGCUCCUUCCUUCAUCGCACAGUUUGAUAAGCCACAAAGUCCCUAAUUAACUGUAGUUUACUGCUUCAGGUGCAAAACAAAACUUACUUGGUUACAAGCUUUGGGACAAGAUCCUGGCUUGCUCUGAAGCUUUUAAUCAUGGUUUCCUGGUUAGGACAAAACGGGAAACUGUGGUUCACUAGGAAUGUUCUGGCUUAUAGAGGACUGCAAAGGGACUAUGUGCAUUAAUGAAAAGGUUAUUUGUAUCUUGGCUUAGUAAGGUGAGACACAACUGCCUGAAUGGGGCCUGUGUGAGUGUGUGCGCGCGUGUGCACUGAAAUUGCAUGUUGAACUGUCUUUUAUGGCACUUCUUGCAGAGGGUGGUUUGAUUUUUAAAGCACCAUAAACCUAUGCGUGUGCUUUGACUUACCACUCUGGAUUUCAUUGUUCUGGAUAAAUGCAGAAAAUGCCACAUUUGAGUAGUAACUAAUCCUGUUUCCCUGCAGACCAGCAAACGCUGGAUGACAUAGAGAAAUCGGUCAAUGAUGACAUGAAACGCAUCAUUACAUGGCUCCAGCAGCUCAAGUGAGUAAUAUGUAGCUAUUCCUGUUGGUGCUAUGCCUAUUCUUUGCCUCCAGAACUGUGAAAAUAACACUCACUUCCAGAAACUAUUUUUGAAAACUAAACUUCUUCCCCUUCCCUUACUCAGGGUAAGAUAUUUAUGUAGAAGGUUGUUGUCCUUUAAACUCUAUGCCAGUUUCCCUUCUUUUUAUUGUUAAUUGCAAAAGACAUUGUUGCAAACUUGCUGAUCUUACAAGAAACUGGUAAACCAUUCAAUGUGAUUAUACUCUAAUUAUAGUCCCCUCGACUCCACUGACUUUACUGACUUCACUUGCCUUUACUGUGACUUUAUCUCCCUUCCCAUCUCCCUUCUCCUCAAAUCAGUCUGCCUUCUUGCUCUGAGUAGCAAGAAGGCAGACUGAUUAGUAGCUAGUUAGUAGCUAAUAAUAAUAAUAAAAUUUAUUAUUUAUUUAUACCCCACCCAUCUGGUUGAGUUUCCCCAGCCACUGGGCAGCUUCCAACAAAAGAUUAAAAAUACAUUUAAACAUCAGUCAUUAAAAACUUCCCAUUAAAAAGUUUGGUCAAGGGGGCAAAUAAAAUCACUUUGUAAGCUGUGUAUCACUAAGCUCUUUAGAAUUUUUCAAGAGUGCCAACAAAUGUGUGGUGAAGGGGUAAUCUAGUAGACAUUGUCAAAAGCUUUUUGAAAAUCUAAAUAAAGUCCCUCACAAGAGGCUCCUGAGAGAAUUUAGUCAUGAGAUAAUAGGACUGGUCCUCUUAACAGGAAGCAGCGAGUAAGAAUAAAUGGACAGUUCUUGUGGUAGAGGGGUGUAAGAUAUGGGGCACUCCAAAGUUCUGUAUUGGGACUUUGGCUUUUUAACUUGUUCGUAAGUGUUGGAUGAGAUGGUCAAGAUAACAUUAACAUCACCAAAAUGGGGGGGGGAUGGGUAAAAAAGGUCAAAUAUGAUUUACUGUGAAGUGAUGCACACACUAAAGCAAAAGACUAAUUUGUAUUUGCUACCACAGAAUGUGGCAAUGAGCCACCAACUUGGGCUUUGAAAGAGAAAUAGGUAAAUUCGUAGAGGUUAAGGCUGUCAAUGGUUAUUAGUCAUGAUGGGUAUAUACUUCCUCCAGGGAUGCCUCUGAAUAUCGGUCGCUGGGGAACAGCAGCUGGAGAGAACAGCAGUUCUCAAGUUCUGCUUGUGGCCUUCACAGAGGCAUCUGGUUAGCCAUUGGUUAGAUAAAACUUUAGAUCUGGUCCAGUAAGGUUCUUACAGACUUGUGAACCUAGUUGCCAUUUUGGCAAAGCUGUUAAAAUUUAAAAUAUUGCAGCAAUGUGGCUUUGAAAGUGGAAGGCUCUCUAAAAAUGUCCUUAUUUACUUCCAGUAACUUUAUUUACAGAUGCAACAGAGCAAAAGAACAGUGUUCAUGCUAGAAUCCCUUGUUUAAAAUAUUUAGGUUUGUUUGUGAACAUAUUAGUUAAUAAUUUUAUUACCAACUGGUGCCCACAGUUGAUAAAUAACUCAAUUACUAUGUGAUAUUUUAUACCAAGGAGAGAAGCAAUUGGACAUUUAAAAGCAAAAACAAAAGCAGAUUGCAAGCUACUUUUGGUAGGCACUAACAUCCCUACUAUAUAUUAAGUACCAUAUAAAUUAUCCCAAAUAAGAAUUGUAUUUGUGUAACUUGCAAGUCCCCAAAUGGGACAGUCCUAUAUACAAGCAAAAUCUCAUAAGACUUGCUAAUGUUGGGUUUGUGUUGUGAAUACACAUGUAAAAACCUCCAUUCCUAUAGUUAUGAGUCAGUAAACAUGGGUUUUCUACCAUAUGUACAGUUACCAGGCAGCUGCAACUGAUCUUAUGCAAAUGUCAAGUGUGUGUGUAUAAGGUACAUAAACAUGUCUGCCAUCUUCACAUCUUCCUUUUGAAGUACACAUGUAAAGUAUUUUAGAUGUGCACCCAAAAAACCCAGAAUUUGUAUAGUAGCCCUGUGAGAACAACUUUUUUUUUAAUGCAAGUCCUGUUCUGUUCUGCAUGAUUGCAAUGAGGUCAAAAGCAGUCUAGAAGGCAAAUUAGCAAUGCUACACUCUAUCUAAUGCAGAAGUGCCAAUGUUUUUGUAUGUUCUUUUUUUUCAAUUAAGGUUUUGGCUUGGACAGCAGCGUUGCAAACAAUCAAUAAAACAUUUGCCUACAGUCAGCAGCGAAACACUGCAGCUAGCUAAUUACGCUAUGCACCCUGUGGGAAAUCUCUCCAAUCACAAACUCUUCAUCAAGCUCACCCGACUUCCACAGUACUACAUUGUAAGUGAAUGUGGAAUCUUCUUAUGAACUGGACCCUUAGAAUGAAGGAAGCAAAAUGUAAUAGGCUAAGCUGUGACUACUGCUUUGAUUUUUACCACUUUGAAUUGCCAGAACAUUGCAAACUAGCAGUUGGGAAUUUAAUUUAACACUGGCAAUGGCAAACUUCUAUAUUUUAAUUUGGGGACACUGUUUUUGACAAAAUUACGUAUUGCACAUAUUGUUGAGUCCAGCAAUGUAGUAAGGAAGUACACAAAUUUUAAAAUGAAACUUUCUUUUAUAAAAAUGCUUCAUGCGAAAUAAAAAAGGUGAAAGUUUGGAAUCUAUUUCUUACAACUAACAAAAAUGUUGAGUAAAACUACAGGCAUGUAUGAUUAAAAUUUGGCAGAAUGACUAGUGAGUAGGCUGCUUUGGGGCUGGAUCAGGUGUGGAUCAAAGAGGUGGGAAGCUAGGCAAAUUUAAAGAGUUGUAAUUGGUGGCAAUACAUAGAGGGCUUUUUUUGGUCAUACGAGUGCUUGUAUAGUCGAAGUAGGUUUUUUCUGUUUGUAUUUAUUUAUGAGCAACAAAUCUCUCAGCUUCCCUCAUAUCACAAUUAGCUUUUGUAAUGUACCUCCAUUUCAAAAGCACUUCAUUAUGAAGUAUUUGUGGUGGGUAGUUCAGGAAAUGCAAUUCUUAACUCCUGUUUGAUAUGCAGACCUAGUUGCGUAUAAUUUACCCAAGUCAUUCAUUUACAAUAAGGUCUGCUUCAAUUCCCCACCCCACCCCCAUUUGAUUGGAAUUUUUUUCUAAAAGUCAUUGUUUCUAUAAACAGUUUCUAUAAACUGUUCUAUAAACUGUAGUUUGAUCUUGGCCGUGUUCAUGCAUAUACCCAAAUUGUGUUCGCUAGAAUGUUUAAACAUGUGAACUGUGUGUUCAUUAUGAGAGUUCAGGAUUUCUUGUUGCAAACUUGUUUUUUGCUUUCUGCAAUGACAGAGUUCUUAAAUCUGUGAAAAUUCUCAAGCUCCCAAUGUAAUUUUUUAAACGAUUUAGGUAGUAGAGAUGGUUGACGUUCCCAACAACCCCACACAACUGGAAUACAAAUACUACUUUCUUUCUGUGAGCUAUGCUGAAGGAGAUGACAGCCCUGCCACUGCAGUUCUGCUGCAGCAGUUUAAACCAAAUAUUGAAGAGCUGGUUUUGGACACAAAAAGUGGGAAGCAAGCAAAAGGUGGCACAAAGCGCAAGGUAUGGCUUUGAGAGCAGGCAGUUUUUUUAAAUUGCAUUUCCAGAGAAGUACCAGUCUGUUAACAGCAGAGAGUCUAGUGACACGUUAAAGGCUAACAAUUUUAUUAAGGCAAAAUAAAUAGCCAGCUUUAUUAUGGCAUAAGCUUCAUGCCAUUGUAAAAUUGUUAAUCUUUAACGUGCUACAUGACCAGUUGUUGUUUAUUUAGUUUGUUUCCUACGUAAAAAGUCUUGGAAGUGGAAUGCCAAAAUUCAAUGUAUUGCAAUUUUCAGCAAACCUCUCAAUUGAAAAACAUCACCACCACACCAGAUAUGUUAAUCUACAAAAAUCAUUUGCCACAUAUGCAAUCUAUCCCCUGCACAACACCAGCAUGAACAUUCAAAUUAUCCUAGUUGAAGGUAAGCAGAGAAUUAUUGAGGUACAUCUUGGCUUCUGGCUGAGUGAAUCAUGGUCAAGAAUAAGUGCAACUAGAUUUCUUUGGUUACAAGGCAGAAAUGGAAGAAAUUGGGUUUGAGGAGCAUUCCAGUAUUCUGCCAUUCUAGCCAUCAUUCUCCAUUUUUAAAUAAUGAUACUCAAAUUACCGUAAGUAUUUAAUGACCUAGUCCUCUAUGGUUCAGUAACUUUCAUAUAGUUUUAAAGAAAUUUUCACAGUGUUUAUGUAAGUAAUGUUUGCUUACAUCUUUAGAGGCAAUUCCUAAAAGUACAUUAUAGGAGCAUGCUGUUGUAUGGCACAGCCACCUAGGAACCUGAGUAUUUAAUUUCCUUACCUAACAUGGAAACAUUAAAUCAUGAGGAUAGAUGCACUGUCAUUUACUAGUAUGUGUGUUUUCUUGAGUAGCAACUUUUAGGGCUGUAGAACUGAUUCAGAAAAUAUGAAUCAAUUAAUCCUUUAGCUUUUAAACUGUGCAAGAUUUCAUGGGAAUAAAACUAUAGUUUUGAAGUGGAAAUAUGUUUAUAGAAGCAUGUAUAUGUCUCAGUAAGCCCUGUCUGCGGAAAAGUAGUUGUGGGCCCCUAUGAUAGAGGGCAGGGCUGACCAGCUGACAUGGCCAUGGUGUUGUGUGAAGUAUUUUCAUGCCAUCUUAAAUUCAAGCUGGUCUGCAAAGUACAAAUGUUCCUUUGCCUGCAGAGUUUCAAACUGUGCGGGCAAAGGAAGCAUUUCUCUUUCUGCUUUAUUUGUCCACAUGAUUUGAAAUCUGACCGUUUGACAAAGAAAGCAGAGUUUUCAGCCAUUGGCAACCUGUGUUUGGCAGGGAUGGGUUCCACUUGGGAAUUCCUGAGUGGAACCCAUCCUAUUGAGGCUUGCAUUUGGAGCCAGAAAUUUAAAAGACACUGAACACAAGCCCCUCUUGCCAAGCGCAAUGGAAGGCUCCAGAUAGUUCUUCUGCAGCUGCCCCACAUUGUCAGAGGCAUGCCUGCUGUUGCUUUCCAUGAAAAAGACAAAUUCAGUGCUGUGACCCGUAUGCCUAUAAUUAGAACUUUGAACCCAGUUUUUAACUGCACCUGGCUAAAAGAGGUUUCCUGCUAUUCUCUAGUUGUCUGGUGAUCCGUGUCCUACUGAACCCAAGAAACCAAAGCGGUCUGGAGAAAUGUGUGCCUUCAAUAAAGUUCUAGCUCACAUUGUAGCAAUGUGCGAUACAAAUAUGCCAUUUAUAGGACUUCGUAUGGAGGUAAGUAACAUAAUUUCCGUUGUGCAAGAGACGGUCAUGUUGACAAGUCUUUUUAAACAGGGACUUUUCUUUGUAUGGGAAAGAGCCUAGACCUCAGCUUCAAUAGUAGGGAGGAACAAUUAGACUAUAAAGCCAUUGGGGAUGAAAGAGACUCUUGCUUUGACUUUCCUGUUCAGCUAUGCUAACUGCUGGCUUAGGCACAAAGCUCAGGGUUUGCCAGAAUGUGAAUAAUUUAGUCAUAGACCAGAAAGCAUUGUGCUCAGCUUGGUAAAACAUUUUGCUAACUACCAUAAAUAUCCAUUGGUGUGUUGGGUUUAAUCGGUUUUAGGGAUGACUUGCGUGGCGAACCUUGGGACUUGCAAAUAAAUUAUUUGUGUGAUAAUUUGGGGAAACUGUUACGUAGAAGAAGUUGGAUGUAUUAUGUCAAUGGUGAGGAACCUGUGGCUGUUCAGAUGGUGCUGGUUUACAACUUCCAUUGUUACUAUUGACCAUGCUGGCUAAGACUGGAGGGCCACAGGUUCCCCAACACUAUAUAUAAACUGGAAAGGAGGAGGUGUAGCCAUUGUUGGGAGUGCCGUUUCUAAUAAUCUAAUGGGUGAAGGGUUUGGAAAGUAGAUUGAAGCAGAGUUCUCAGCAAUAAUCUGCAAUGAGGUAGGAGCAUAGAUCCUUCACUUAAUGCUGCAGAAGAUACUGAUACCUUGCCAGGUACAAGGAAGUUCAACUUUCUCCAUUCUCUUAAACCCUUGUGAAGGGCGUCUCAGCCUGUCAUUGCCUCUGGUACCAUCUGAAUCACUACCUGUGUGAUAUAUAGCUCAUACUGUAGAUGCUAAGGAUCAGGUAGGCCAUUUAAUACCCUGUAUUAGGACGGAAAAUGUUGGAAGUUUCACUUGGCUGAAUGGGCCAGUUGUGGUGGCAGGGGGGAUGCUCUUUAGCCUGGACUUUUCUCUUGCUAUGAAAAUAUAAAAAAUGUGAUUUGUUUUGUUUCAGCUAUCCAAUAUGGAGAUCCCACAUCAAGGAGUCCAGGUUGAAGGAGAUGGCUUCAGUCAUGCUAUUCGUUUAUUAAAGUAAAGAGAUUAUGCCACACUUUCAUUAAUGUGUACAAUAUUCCAUGAGUGAUGGAAGGGGAGGAAAGUAUUUAAUAUACAACAUGUUGUAGAAUUAAAACUCAUCUUGUAUUAUAUUAUACGUUUAUUCAUUUAUAAAACUGAAAGUUUUACAACAAUAGUUGUAGAGUAAAAAAAACACCCACCCAUCUUCAGACACUUUUUAAAGGCAUACAUAGUGCAGAAAAGUGAACAGCAGGUUGACACUAAUUUUGGCACAAUAAUUUUAUUUCCUGCCGCCCCUUACUUAUCCUUAAUUUUUCUUAGCUUUAUUUUAUGUAGCAGCAUCCUGGAGAAGUAUCAAAACCAAACAACAAAAUUUCACUACUUCCUCGUUGCUAUGAAUUAUGUGAAUUUUAUUUUUUCUCCUUUUUUUUGAUUGAUUAAAAAUUGCAUAAAUUGCUGAAAGAUGAUACCUCAGUAUGCUGUUGCUAUUUUACAUUUUCUAGUAACUUCAGAGUUUCCUUGCAGGGACACAUUUUAUUGUACAAAUUAUAUUCUCCAGAAAACAUUGAGCAGCUUACGUUGAAUUGUUUGGCUGUGAGACUAAAAUAAGUACAUGUCUUACCUUUAUCCUUUUCAACAGAAUUCCUCCAUGUAAGGGUACAAGUGAAGAAACCCAGAAGGCUCUAGACCGUUCCCUUCUCGAUUGCACUUUUCGACUGCAAGGUAGAAAUAACCGCACAUGGGUUGCUGAACUGGUGUUUGCAAAUUGCCCACUUAGUAAUAGCACUUCCUCCAGGGAGCAAGGUUAGUGUUCCAACUUAUGCUUGUUCUGUCUUGCACUUCCCUACUUUCUGCUUAUGUUUUCUGUGUGCCAAUGUGAUUUGACCAUAUUGGACCAUUUCUUUCACUUUGUAGGACCUACCCGUCAUGUGUACCUCACAUAUGAAAGUCAAUUGUCUGAACCAGUUGGUGGACGAAAAGUAGUUGAGAUGUUCCUCAAUGACUGGAAUAGCAUUGCUCGCUUAUAUGAAUGUGUGUUGGAAUAUUUCAGAUCCUUACCAGGUACAUAAAUACAUUCUUCUUUGUUCUUAUGUUGCUGUAUGAGGUCUACCGAAACAAUUCAUAUAUCUAUUUUUGUAUCUUUCCCCAUCCACUUUCUUUCACCUUAUGAAGAAAUACCCAGCCAUCUAAAAGUUUUCUCGGAGGUCCGAAUCUACAAUUAUCGGAAGCUAAUUCUUUGUUAUGGAACUACUAAAGGAAGUUCAGUAAGUAAUUUUUUUGGAGAAGGGAUAAACCAGGAUUUAGUUUCACUUUGCCUGAUUUCUAGCUUGUCUUUAUGUACCAACCAGGAUUUGUGGUUUAAAAUUAAUGCUAGUCAUUUUCUAAAUAAGCCAACUUCUAACCAUGGAUAAUGAAGCUGGCUUGUUUUAACAAACCAGUUUACUCUUAAAGUACGAUUUUCUGGUUCACAGGGAAGAACAAGAUAGGAAUAAGUGAAAAUGAAAGUGAAUUUGGGUCUGUUACUCUUCCUAGCUGUGCUAAACCAUAGUUUAGUGAUUACAUGCACAUCCUCCUGCUGAGUUGUGAAACAGUUGCUUGCUUAGAUGUUGUUGGAUUAUUUUCCAUUAAAGCUCUUACUUGUUUUUUAUAGAUCAGCAUUCAGUGGAACUCUGCACACCAGAAAUUCCACAUAUCAUUAGGAACAGUUGGACCAAACUCAGGUUGCAGUAACUGUCAUAAUACGAUCCUGCAUCAGCUCCAAGAGAUGUUCAAUAAAUCACCAAAUGUAGUCCAACUUUUACAGGUAACUAACCCUUCUCCCCAACCUGCCCUUGGAAGAGAAAUGUUUGAUUCAAAAUGCAAAAAGCACCAAAGGACAAAUUCUGUUCCCAGUUCUCAGGAGUAUCAUUUAGCACAAGAGGCCAAUAAUGACUUGUGUGUAGGGCUGUAGGGGAGAAUAAGCUCAUUCAUUACAUAUUUAACCUGCUGUUAAGAGUUUGCUUUUGAUUAAAAAAAGAGUGUGUGUGGGAAAGGUUGAUAUGAACAUUUAAUACACAAUAAAUAAGCCAGCAGGUUCUUACCCCUGGUAAAAACAACUUUAAAGCUGCAUUUAUGUUGAUUGUUUCUAAAGGCUAAGUAUAUUUCGUUGGCUAUUGUGAAACUAAACAAGUUUUGUUUUUACUUGCAGGUUUUGUAUGAUACUCAGGCUCCAUUAAAUGCUAUCAAUAAGCUCCCAACUGUGCCAAUGCUGGGACUGACACAACGCACCAACACUGCCUACCAAUGUUUUUCAAUUCUGCCUCAGUCACCCACACACAUCAGGCUGGCCUUUCGGAACAUGUACUGCAUUGACAUUUACUGUCAAAGCCGUGGGGUGGUGGCAAUUCGCGAUGGAGCAUACAGCCUUUUUGACAACAGUAAAAUUGUGGAAGGCUUUUACCCUGCACCAGGACUAAAGGUCUUUUUAUCUUUAUUUUACAGUGUAAUUAAAUAAGGCUGGGUUCCCAUUAAUAUUUCAGAAAGUUUUGCUUAAGAGGAAAUGCCCUUUGUAAGGGGCUGGCAACUGUAGCUCCUCCAAAUAAAUUUUAUUUUUAGGACUCUAGGUUGUCCAGUGCUAAGGGGAUUAAAUAGCUUGCUCUGCACUUUUUUAGGAUAUAAUGACAGUGUUGGGCAUGGGGUUUGGACAGUAACAUCCUUCAGAUCACUUUUGGGUGUUUUCACAACUGCUACUCAAUACUUUUUGGCUACUGAAAGCCAAAUUCAGGUAGCAAGAUGGAAUAGACUCCUGCCUGACAUCUUGGAGAGCUGCUGCCAUUCAGAGUGCUCACUGCUGGGCUGAAUGGACCAUUCUGUGACUUAAUAUGUCAUAUCCAUCAUUUUAUGGUGUUUUAAAAAACUUGAGUUUUCUAUGAGUUGUGCUUUUUCAAGUGUAGUGCAGCUGAUCUUAUCGAAGUAACUUUCAGUUUCUGUCCUGGAUGCCAUUUUUUAAUGGUACAGAAAAAUCUUCAAAAGGAGUACUUUUAGAAGACAUCUGAAGGCAGCCCUGAAUCGGGAAGUUUUUAAUGUUUGAUGUUUUACUAUGUUUUAUAUAUGCUGUAAGCUGCCCAGAAUGGCUGGGGAAACCCAGCCAGAUGGACAGGGUAUAAAUAAUACAAUUAUUUGUGAUUUAUGAUCCCUUUCAUGGAACAGAAUUCAGCUGCUUCUACAGACACUGACUAGCUGAAAUAAUUAUAAAAUCCUUGAAUAUUGCUGUUAAGGUUGAUCUAGAUGUCUGGUAGAUACAAUAGGAAGACAUGUUGACUCAUAAAUCUGAAUACUCUAUAUCCACAGACAUUUCUGAACAUGUUUGUUGACAGCAAUCAGGAUGCACGAAGACGAUCUGUCAAUGAAGAUGAUAACCCACCAUCUCCUAUUGGAGGGGACAUGAUGGAUUCAUUGAUAUCACAGCUUCAGCCACAGCCGCAGGUUGUAUGUGUGCAGUAUAAGGCUCCCAGUAUAAGGCUAAGCCCCUAUGAUUACGGUGAUCAUUUCUAACAAAUGUGUAUGUCCAAAGAGAUAACAACAGCAAGUGAGGUCAUAUCCUCCUUAUUGUACUUGCGUAGCAAUAUUUAUAGCUCUUCCUGGCCAACAGUAAGUGAAAACUUAUACAUAACAACAUAUUUUAAAAUGUAGUGGUGAUUUAUGAAGACCUUGGGAGGGGGCAGAAUGAGGAUGGCAACUGACCUCUCCCCAGGCCUUAGACAUUGCUAGAGCAUAUUCAUGGAAUGCCAGAGGUUCUAAGUAUUGUGUCAGAAUCCCCAGUGAACCACUGUCAGUCAGUGUAGACACUGAACUGGAGGAAGUAAUGGUCUAAAUUUGUGUAAGAUACGUGCCUAAUACAUCAACGUGUGUAAGUUAGAGUGGAUGUUGAUGUCCAGUGCGUAAGCUGUUGGCUAGAAGCAGUAAAGUACAGACCACAUAAUAGACUUGGAGAUAUAAUAGAAAGGGAAAAUGGCUCUUGGAAUCAAUGGCUUAUGUUGGUAGUUUGUGGAAAGGUAGUGUAAAGAAGUGAAAUGCUACUCUAGAAAUUCAGCUUUAAUGAAGUCCAAUGCCUGAGGACAGAACUUCUAAGUAUUAGAUAUUUAAGCAUGUAGAAUUGUUGGGAUCUAUAUUUUACUAUAUCUAAUAAAGGUCUUAUUUCAACAGUCUUCAAAACAGACAGGAGCACCAGGGGCUUACCCAUUGACAUCACCCCCUACAUCAUAUCACAGUACAGUCACCCCGUCACCUUCCAUGAUGCACACGCAGUCUCCAGGUAAGACGGCUGCCUUUUAUGCAUCACCAGUAGCAGUUCAUGGCAUUUAGUGUUCCUAAGGUGUUUCAUAAAUGAAUUGUGAUGCGCCCUGUGUUUUUAUAAAUCACUGUACCUUCAAAUAAUCUUGACAACUUACUAAAAAGAGAGUUCUCUUUAAACUUGGAGAGGAAUAGUUGGGCAGUACGUAACGUAGUUGCUGUCCUGAAUGUCCCCUUUAGGAACGCUACAUCCUGCAAACUCUCCGAGCGGUGCAUUAAGAGCACCGUCACCAGCAUCAUUUGGUCCAACUCCUUCUCCUUCAUCUCUUGGAAUCACAAUGGGACAAAAUACGAACUAUGCUAGCCCACAUGGUAAGCCCAUGACUUGUACAGCUGGAUACUGAUAGAAAACUGACACUUCAGAUACCGUAAAACAAACAACCCCUUUUCCUGACUCUGGGAAAGCGCACUGCUCCAUUCCCUGUUGGGAUGCAGGCUCUGAAAUGACAGCAACUGUUUCUUCACACACCUGAACUGUUGCUCCUACUUAAUCAGGAGCCGCUGCUGCUGACAAAUCGCCGACUUUAUCAGCCCCAACAUAGCAGGGAGGAAAAAUUGGAGCAAAUGGUUUCUAAAAUCUCUUGAGUCAACAGACAUUGUCCUGCAGCCUUCAGUGGUAAGCAGAGCAAGCAAGCCCCCUAUCAAUGAAUAGACUGAGCAAUAAAGCAUUCAUUUUUUAAGAUUCACCACUUAAAAAUGUACGUAAUCAAGGCAUGUUUGAUGUGUUAGGCUUUAGAUAGGCAGGGUCUAGGAAGGCUAUGGAUCCUGGUGUACAGAUAGUACACCCAGAGAAAGCUGCCUACAAUUUUCUUGCAAUUUCCAUAGGUCCUAUAGAUCCUACUUCACCGUACACAAUGAUGUCUCCAAGCCAGCGUCCAGGGAAUUGGCCAGGCUCGCCCCAGGUCUCUGGUCCCUCUCCAGGAGCACGCAUGCCUGGAAUGUCACCAGCGAACCCUUCUUUACAUUCUCCAGUACCAGAUGCUUCCCAUUCCCCAAGAGCGGGAACAAGUAAGUAAUAUCAACAAGAGGCUGCAAAGCCAAUAGAGGGGAUGUUCAAACUUAGUAUUUCACUACAAAAAGCUGUUGACAUGGUUAUGGCAACCCAGUUAGACAAAGGCAGGCAGGCAUACAGGCAGGGAUAGCUUAAUUGGUAGAGCAUGAGACACUUAAUCUCAGGGUUGUAGGUUUGAGCAAAAAAAUUCUGCAUUGCAGGGGAUUGGACUAGAUUACCCUCAUGGUUCCUUCCAACUGUAGAGUUCUGUGAUUCUAUGACUGAGUUAUUUGUUAAUGCAAAAUAAACAAAGUACAUUAAUCAAACAUUAUUGUGAUUUGAAGCUAAGGUGACUGUGCAAUCAGCUUAACUCUGGAAUAGUGAUCUGAGUAGUUAAUCCUCUCCGUUUGCAUGAGGGAAAUAGAGGGAAUUGGACACAGCCAUUAACUGUUUCUUAGUCUUUGGAAUUGUUGGGGUGCUGAGUUUGGGAAGUUUUCAUUAUGCCAAGUCUUACAGGGAACUGCCUAGCAUUUUAAAUGUAUGUAAAUAGCCAUGCAUCCCUAGACAGGAAGAGUGAGGUGUGCUUUUUCUUAUUUCUACUAGGUUCCCAAGUAAUGCCAACAAAUAUGCCGCCACCUCGUAAACUACCUCAUCGCUCUUGGGCUGCAUCCAUACCCACAAUUCUCACUCACAGUGCCUUGAACAUUCUUCUUCUGCCCUCUCCCACCCCCGGGCUUAUGCCGGGGCUGGCUGGAAGCUAUCUCUGCUCUCCACUUGAACGUUUCCUUGGAUCAGUUAUCAUGAGAAGACAUCUCCAAAGGAUUAUCCAGCAGGAGCCGGUACGUAAGGACUCAACAUGUUUAGUUCCUUACACAAUCACUUUAAAUUUAGACUUCUCCUAGCUUCUGUGCAAUAAGAGAAGUAAAUUUUUGUUGUGCAGCCACAAGGCCUUGUGCUAACGUAACUGCUAUGUUGGGUUCUGCCCAUUGAAAUUAAUGAACUUGUAUGAGUCACGGCCAUUACUUUUAGUAGCUCUACUAUGACUUCGUUGGAUACAGCCUAAUAGAUGUUAACCAUUCUGCAUUUUAAGAGGUGUGAAAUGGGAUGUGAUUUGUGAUGUUUUAACCACAUUGAGUUGGUAUACUGCAUUGCUGAAGUUGAGGACGGUGGUUUUUAUUUUUUCUGCCCAUAGGGAAUACUUUCUACAAGUCUGCCAAAGAACUCUUACAUGUUGACUGUGGAGUCCUGAGCAGAAAAUUCUGGGGUGCACACUCAGUUUGUGUAAGUGGUGGUGGGGCUAGCUCCGCCCCCCCCCAUGCAAACUAAGACUGCAUCCUUGAAUCAUUUGGAAUGGUGCUCAAGUGGCUUUCAGACAGCUUUUCUGCCAUUACCAGUUUCUUCAGCAGGUAGCUCCUGGAUUCCUACCAAUGCAAGUGGAAAACUGCUUAUUUAGCACUUCUGAUUUGAAAAACAUGGUCCAAACUUUGGCUAAGCUGUAAACUCUUAUUAUUUGCGUAGGACCAUCCAGUAUUUGCUAGGAUUAGUGAAACAGGAAUUUGUAUUGACAAAUCUCAGGGCUUGUAGGGGAAAGCCAGAGGGAAGAAGUUGAAUAAUAACAAUAUAAGAACUGGUUGUUGUUGUUUUUAAAAAAGCAGAAGCAGCACUUUCCUCUUAGCAGAUAAGGCGGGGGGUUCAUAAGACAAUGCACCCUGCUGAGACAAUAGAGAGCAUCUCAUUUUCCCAAGCCUGCUUGGUUAAUGGUCAGGGAUAAUGGGAGUUGUAGUACGGCAACAACUGGGAACCCAAGAUUGGGGAAGGCAGGUGGAGAUGUACCUGACAAGCUACAUGCAGCCAACCUUAAAAUGCUUAGGGUUUGUGAAUUUUUUGCUCCUGCUGCUUAGAGUAUAAUGAAGUGUGGGCAGCAGCUUAUUUCUUGCAUUCUAAUCAACUGUCUUGGCUUUUAAACAGCUACAGCUUAUGAACUCCAAUGAACCAGGUGUAAUAAUGUUCAAGACAGAUGCCCUGAAAUGUAGAGUUGCCCUCAACCCUAAAACUAACCAGACCUUGCAGCUAAAAGUAGCACCUGAAACUGCAGGGCAGUGGAAACAAGAAGAACUGCAGGUUUUGGAGAAAUUCUUUGAAACCAGAGUAUGUACCCCAUCUUACUUUAUUUGUAAUUUGAAGUUUGAUAAGAUUUUUGAAAACCACAUUCAUAAAAUAAGUUCAUAAUACACCACACAUAUGUGAUUCAUGUCCAGUGAGCUUAUGCAGAACAUACUCAUGCCAGUUCAGCACCUCCCUAAAAGCUGCCAGGCUGACAUUGAUGUUCCAUGUGAUUUUUCUCCUUUGUAUGUUCCUGUGCUGAUGCUUGUGUUGAUAAUGAACUGGGCCACUUCAUAUUCUUACGGUUUUUACCUAACUUUCCAGCAUUUAUUGUACAGAAUUUCAAUUUGUGAGAUUGCCAUAAUGGGAAUUUCACAUCCUUGUGCUGUUAUUUUGAUUUCAGUAGGAUUUGUGAUAUGGAUUAAGAGCAGGAUUGAAGAAUCAUUGAGCUGCCUAAAGAAAUUCUAAUAACACAUUGCAUUCACUGUAGGUUGCAGGACCACCCUUCAAAUCCAAUACUCUAAUAGCCUUUACAAAGCUGUUAGGGGCACCUCCACACAUUCUCCGGGACUGUGUACACAUUAUGAAACUAGAGCUGGUAAGUUAGUUUUAAUGUCUUCGCAACAUUCUGUAUUUUUUCUCAUAAACCAGACUGGAUUGUUCAUCUGUAUUUUUCUGUGGCAUGUUUUAUUGAAACAGUUUCCCGAUCAGGCCAGCCAGCUGAAAUGGAAUGUACAGUUUUGUUUGACAAUUCCUCCAAGUGCUCCACCAAUUGCUCCUCCAGGAACACCGGCCGUUGUGCUGAAAUCCAAAAUGUUGUUCUUUGUAAGUAGAGCAACUAAGUCAGUUCCAUGUUUGGUGCAGUCUUUGACAGUGUCCAGUUGUAAGGAGUAGUCUAAAUAUGACUUCCGUCAGCCAUUGUGUAAAUAGCAAAUGAGAUACCUAAUUACAGAAUAUAUUGUCCUAUUCUCAUCCCCUUGAAGUCUAAGAACUGAAUUGUUCUGGUUAUACAUGAAAGUGAGGGGCAGAUGGAGUCAUCAACCUAGGAAUGUAGCCCAUGAAGGAGAAGAAAAACUCUAUUCCUAAACCUCUGCUGCCUUGUGGGAUAUCCUCAGAAGGACAGGCUAAGGAGUAAAACCUACACAAAUCCGGAGUGGAGUCCAUAAGACAGUUGGAUGACAUCUUGUAUGCCUUCCUUCUGGCAACUCCUGCAGCCAAGCUGGUUCUAAACAUAUUGCUCUGCUUCCCUUUGGACCACAUCAGUAUGUCAGGAGGAGGGAUCUUGUCGUCUGGGCAGCCCAGGACCUACACACACACACACACACACACACACUGCCCAGGCUUGUGCCCCAGGGUACUACUAACACAGUGGACCCCGGAGGUGCACUCCAUUAUCUCUCAAGACAUAUGGAUGCCAGUAACAAUAUAUGAAACCAAAAUAUAAAAUUUCAACAUGUUCCAUUGCUUCAAUUGGGGUUAAGGAUGACUAAAUGCUGAAGCUGCUGCUUCUGCUGUAAGAGGCCGUGACUAACACAUGACUCUAUGCAAUUAGACCCAUAAUCAAUUUCUUUACAAACAGGGCACUAUAUUUGAUUUGUGCUAGUAUUUCUUUUCACAUAUGCCAUGUAAAAGGCACCUACUUUUUCCAUAAUAUGUAGCUUUGAAAGUUUGCAUGUGUGGAGAUGGUUAUGUAGACCCAUUUUGAUAAGCAGUUUAUGUAAUUGCCAGUGUGUUUAAAGUGAACACUUCGGAUUUAAAAAACCCAGCUGACAUUGAAAUAGGAUGAAUGGUGAAGAUAAUCUUACUUUUUGCAAUAUCACCAUUCCAAAUUUCUUUAAAGAAAAAUUGGACAGUACAUAGUGCUUAUUUCUAAAUCUCCCAGUUUCCCUUUUGUACUACAAAGCAAUUUGGAUUGUAAAAAAUUGUGUUCAUAUAUUACUCCUGAAUGCCCAGUAGGGAAAUUAGGGCAUUUCAAGCUGCACUAGGACUUUUGGUGCACUUUGGUUUAGUUAUCAGUUUGAAACGGUUCUGAUUUAAGUUUGGAUAACUAAUUUGUGUCGGUCGUAUAUUGGCUUUCAUUUUUCCUCUUGAGCUAAGGAAUGCAUUCAAACUGGCACAGUAAUAAAGACCAUGCCUUAACUCAUGUGAUGUUGCCAUAUCUACAUCAAAGGUAUAUUGCAAGAUUACUGUGAUUACUUUUUGCAUAUUCUAUUCUGUUCACAGCUUCAGCUAACACAGAAGACUACAGUUUCACAGGAAGCCAUGAGCAUAAUAGUCCCCAUCAUUUAUGAUAUGGCUUCAGGUACGACACAACAGGCAGACAUCCCCAGACAGCAGAACUCUUCAGUUGCUGCUCCCUUGAUGGUUAGCAAUAUUCUAAAGAGGUUUGCAGAACUGAAUUCGCCACGACCAGGUACUGUACAUGUCCAGUAGGUCAAAACUUCUGCAUGCUUGAAUGGACAGAGUCCAACCUUUUAAAGUUUUUAAAUUUCACUUUACCACCAGUGUUGCUUUGCCUUUUUUUUUUUUUGGUUUCGUGAAAACUGACCUCAUAAGACCUGGCUUCGGAUUACUGCAUGUUAGUGAUAAAUUGUUGAAUAUAUACCUCUCUGUGGUGCCAGAAGGGUUGUAUUAUUGACACAACAUGGACUUUAUGACACUGACCAAGGAAGUGUAAUGCACUUAAUGACUUGGCUCAUACUACUGUAGUCAUAGCGACACGAUUUUAACUUUUGUCAUGUGAGCACUGUGUAUAUAUUUCUGUGAAAACUAGUGCUUGUUAAGUCAUCUUGCACUGUAGGAAUGUCUUCCCAUUUCUUGUAAUUUUACUGUUACAAGGUUUUACUACCUGUCUUGUUCUCAAUUGUACUCCUCUGAGGAAAGCCUGGGGUCCAGGAAGAUGGAACUACUUAUAAAUUAUUCCAUAAAGUAUCACUUUACAGCUCUGGCUUAUACUUUCUGUAUCUCAUGACUAACAUCUUGCCUUGACUGUAUCUUCUCUCUUAUUUAUGCUGCCUGCUUUGUUUCUGUGAGAAACUUUUGUAUUCAGUUUCACUUUUCCUUUAAUAAAAGUGUUAGAAACUUUUGAAAAGUGAUUUUUUUAACAGUUUUAUUCUUGGGUAUGAUAUUUUUACCCAAGACACUAACUUCUUCAAUGGAAGAUUUUCUCCCCUCAAAGGAUACCUUUGUUGCUUACUCGUUCUUGGUUUAACAAUUAAAAAAUCAUUAUAUUAGUUUAGGGUUGUUUUUUUAAAAAAGUGCCAGCAUAUUCUUAGUGUAGUGUUACAGCAUAGACAUGAACACUGAUUCUGAGACUGCACUGUGUGGAUACACAUACCAUUUGACUACAUUGAAGCAGCUUAUAGGAUUGAUGUGGUAUGUGUGUGUGCCUCUUCAAAUGCUUGCCUUUACUUUUGGCAACACUCCAUCCUGAACCCCUGAUCGUCACUGAGGUAACUGCGAUGUUGGGAGGGGUUAGCCUUGUGUUUCUACCUGGGCAGUAAGGUUCAAGGUGAGUUAUUCAACAUCCAUGCUGCGUGUCACUAGCAGUUGGAAUAUCGUGCAUGCCACCCAUAAUUCAUGCAUGCUCCAAAGAGCAACUUUCAGCUACCUUGGCACUGACUAUUGUGGGAGGGAAAUGCAGGUAUAGCUUCUAUACAUAACUAAACAAGCGUCAUCUUUGCCAGUGAGGCAUUUUGUCAUCAGGCUUUACUACACAGGGCCAUGGGGCUUUAUUGAAAGGGAGGGGGGAGUUAUUGGAAUUGGCAUUUGCAGUUUUGUUCCAUUACUCUAAAAUAUAAUGGCAUAAAAAAUAAUAAAAUGUAUGCCAUCUAAACUGAAGUUUAGAGAAGACUUCAUGGCUACUUUUCACUGCUUUGUCAUUCUGAAAUUGUAAGUGGAAGCACAAUGCACAUGUAAGUAACCUAUUGUCUAUUAGAGCAUUCCUGUAAAAUCAAAUCCUCAUCAAGAUUCCUAAUCCUUAGAAGUGUCCACAGCAGCACCAACAAACCAGCUCCAACACCAGCAGUAUAGCUUAGCUUGCUGUGAUUGUAUUUGCCUAUCAGGAGAUACUGGCUGAGCUGUUACUUUUGAACUGGACAAUUAUCUUUGUCUCCGAGUCUUUAUUGCCAAGGAAGUUUGGUUAUCAGUCAGCUUUGCAUCCCUCCUUUCCUCCAAGGAGCUGAGGGUAGCACAUGUUGGGGGGUGUUGUAUGAACUCUGCUGGGCUGAGAAAUAGGCACUCACCCAAUGCCAUAUGAGGCAGGGUUUUGAAUCCAGGUCUCCUUGACCCAAGACCAACAUUUUGCACCACUCUUGGGUUUUUUGCUGCAUUUGGAGACUCCUAAUGGUCCAGUUGUGGUUGAGUGGGCAAACUGCACCUUAUCAACAUGUUGAUUUAUAUUUUCCACCCAAGCUGGCUACGCUAUUUCCAGUAGGUUAGAAUAAAGCAAACUUGCUUAACGUUGAAGUUCUUUGAUUACUGUUGCACCUGGUUAUAAUUGCCUAUUUACAAAAGUUUGAGUUGUGGCGUGCCUUGUGACAAAAAUUGAAAUGCAUUUGAUUAAGUUUAUCACUUGCCAUAACCCAGCUUGUUUUUUCUCCAGCUAACUUGUGUUUCUUUCCCUUGUUCUAGGUGAAUGUACAAUCUUUGCAGCUGUUCGUGAUUUAAUGGCUAACCUUACACUGCCCCCUGGUGGGCGUCCAUAGGCUAUUUUUAAGCAAAGGGUAAAAAUGAGAUGAAGAGGCAAAAACAUUUCUCUGAAAUAAGCCUUCACUUAUAUAAAAUGGAAGAGACAUUUUCACGUGUCACAUUUUAAAAAGAGCUAAUACAAUGGAUUGGCCCACUUUCAGGGAUGCACUUUCAUCAGACUUUUUGUACAGCACUCUGUAUGAUGUUUUACGGAGACAUUUCAAAGUCGUAAUAGAUUUAUGUAUCCGCUUGCCAGUAAAUAGAGUUAAUAUUCUGUUUUAUACUACAAAGAUUAUGAAAAUGCCAAAAUUUGUUUAUUUAAAUGUUUUUUCUUAUGUCUUGGUGUAAUAGUCUUUUUUUAAAGGCAGGUCUGUCAUUUUUUGAAUACUGUAAAACUGUGACAAACUUUAUAUUGAAACUGUAUUUUAAUAUGACUGCUUUGAAUCCUUACAUUUAAAUCUGGGCUUGUUGUAAACAUGUCCCCCCAAAAGCAAUAUUUAAUAAACUAGAUUUAAAAAAA